Messenger RNA from Lodderomyces elongisporus, 3927 nucleotides. RefSeq lists its product as uncharacterized. The record is from RefSeq and is a predicted model, not a curated record. The coding region runs from base 1 to 3927 and encodes 1308 amino acids. The transcript has a single exon. Lineage: Eukaryota; Fungi; Ascomycota; Pichiomycetes; Serinales; Debaryomycetaceae.
AUGAGUUUUCUUGGACUAGGAUGGAAGAGCAACAACAAAAAGAAACAAAAGAAAAUAGACAAUAGGAUCGAUGCAAAUGUACAAACGCAAGAGCCCAAGGGGUCUAUUUUUAAUAGAUUCCUUGAAUUUAUAGCACCUCCACAACAAACAGAUCAAAAGGAACACAACAUAGGUCAACUACAAGAAAACGGAGUUAAUAAUACUUUGAAUGACCAGGUUGGCAAUAUAAAAUCACUAAAUGGCGCUGAAGGGAUAGGUCAAAUGAAAAAUAAUGGCGACGAUGAGUUAUAUUUUGAUGCACAAGAUUCCAUUGUGGCUGAUAAUUCAGGUACAGUAAAAGCAUGGUUAGAGAAUACAUAUUUACCUUCAAAUGAACAAUUGUCCAAGAGUAUUCAUGACACCCCAAGCUUAUACAAAGAACGUUUAUCUUGGAGAAGCAGAAAUGCCAAUCAGCUGGAAGUUGAAACUUCAGUUAUACUCUCUCCACAACUUUCUAAAUACUCGAACGCUUCAAAUGUAAAACCAGAGAGACCAUUACAGUCUAAAAUACGGGAUAUUGGAACUCCAACACCGCAAAAGAAAAAUUGCCCUCUGUCUCUUGAAGAAGCAACUGAAGCUUUAGACGAUUCGAAUAUUAGACCUAAUGAAAAUAUUAAAUCAAUAGAUUUAGAAACAUCGAGAAUCAAGAAACCCAAAAAAUCAGCAAAGUGGAGGAUCUCACAGAUGUUGAAGAAAAGAAUGGAAAAAGAAAAGGAGGUUCUAGAGCCACAAACUAUUUAUUCACCGAAAAUGGAUAUAGUCACCAGUAAAUCCCCCUUUUCACCCAAUUUAGGUCAUCCACGCAAGUCCCAAUCUCCAUCUUCAACAAAUUCUAAUCAUGUUAAUUUUGUUGAAUCUGCAACUGAUAAGUUUAGCAACAAAGUUGGCGAGACUAGCUUUGAAGAAUCACCAUCUUUGAAAACGCGAAAGGAGAAACAGCUACAAGUUAACACAUCUGCUGGUACCAUAUCGCUUCGGCGUAAACAGAGAGUUGCUGAUGAAGGGAAUGUUUCAAAUCUUCAGGACUAUAUGAACUUGCGCUCUAAGGUUAUGGAUGCAAAUCAUAAUGAUAGACAGCCGAUUCAAAAGCAGUUGUCAGAUUUCAAGACCACUAAUACGUCAACUCCAAAUUCUAAAAAAAGUCGACUUUUAAUACGCGCAAGUCCACAAGAAGAAAACAACAACUUGAUAAAAUUUCGAAUACGCCCAAGAAAAAACCAGAGACUUGAAGUGCAAACUCAACUUUUGGCUCAAGAAGAAGAGCAAGAGAAAGAGCAAAAGCAAGAGCAACUUGGUCGUAAAGAUCACAAUGGUCAGUCUUCAAGUUUCGUCAAUGACCAACAAAAUCAUUUUAAUUCACCAUUGGAUAGCAAGAAUAUUUUGCAAACUCUGCCUACCAGUCAAACACACCAGACAAAUCAAAGACAGCCAACACAACAAACAAAACAAACACCAAAAGUUUUUGAUUCGAAAUUUAAUGUAACCAGUCCUCCAGAACAUUUUAUCCAGCCCCUUGAGUCUACCACCCUGAACACAGAACCUAUUAACUCAAGUCCAGUCACCAUAAUUAGAGUAAUUGAAGGGAAAAACUCUACCAAUAAUAACGAUUUUACUUUGCGACUGCUUCCAACUAGCCCUCCUAAAUCCAACACUCACAUUCACAAAAUUGGGGAGUUUUAUGUCAAACUGCCGCACAGGACUCCUAAACCAUUAAAUUUUUUCCCAACAGAGACUCAGCACUUGCAUUCUCUGAAUGAGUCUUUGCAUCGCCAUGAAAAAAAAUCCAAGUCCUUGAUACCAAUUACGACACCUGAAAAACAGACGUUGAAAAAGAUACGUGCUCCACAAAGUAGUUCCUUGUUUCCAACCAGGUCUCCCGAGAUGGUUCUGGGUGAUGAUCUGCAGAAGAUCUUGAGUGUUGACAAUUUUCAAAUAUCAUCUCCUAAACUUUCGGCAUUCGUGAGAGCUUCACCAAAACUGAUCAAUGCCCAAUUUAGACCGAGAGAGCACGAGGAUUUGACAACAAAUAAACAACAAUUAGUCAAUAAGGAUAAUAGUAGUACAGAAAUUGAGCAAAGUCAAAUAACUAAAUUUCCACUCACAGCAGCUCAAAAGAGGAGAAAAAGGAUUGCAGAAAGAGCUAAGGAGUUAGAAGCGAAACAGAAAGUUAAAAAACGCAAGAAAAUCAUACGCAGAGGGAAUGUCUCAUGGAUGGCAAAUACAAGUGAUGAAUAUAGUGAGGAUGAUGAAAUACAGGAAAUAGCUGAGGCGAGGGCUCAAGCUGCCAUCGAUAAUAAAAAAAGGGAUCCUAACGACAAUGAGGGAAAUUUUAAAAACUCUUCGACUUUUAUAGAUUUGGCUGAGACUGGAUUAGAUUCAUUGCACCGAAGCCAUGAAAAGACUUGCAAGAACAAACACAAACCAGAGCACGACUAUCAAGUCAAUGAGAAUGAUGCACUUUUGGAAAAAUUGGACGAGGAUGGUCAUUUUAACAAAUCGGUCAAUACAGGACAGAUUAUAAAUAUCGAGGAAACAAAUAUUGGGACAGAAAAGACUGCCACUGAUUUAUUAGAGGCCAGUUUGGAAAAUGAUAAAAACAAGAGAGUGGUUUUCAAUUUGGAGUCAAAUAUGGAUGCUUCAAAAGAAUACGAGGAAAAAAAUGUGGAAUCUAUAAAUACCAAAGAGUUUAAACAGUUUGAUUCUUUAUUCGUACCUGAAUCACCUUCGAAAUGGAGAGUAGAUGAUGUGGAUGAAAAUGGCGAUGAUGUAGAAAAGACAAAAAAGAGAAAAGAGGGGAAAGAUGAAGAAACAGAAGAAGGUGAAGGUAAAGAUGAAGAAAAGGAAGAAGAAGACUUUAAAAAUACUGAAAAGAGCAAAGAAUUAUCUAGCUCUAACUUGAAUAACGAGCGCAUGGUUGGCCAAAAUGAAUCAACGCAUGAUUGUGAAACUUUACCUACAGAGGAGAGCAAACCUAAUAGCAUACCAAAAACUGUAACAGCACAUGGAGCUGAUAAUAUUGACAGCAAUCAAGGCAAUGCUGUCGCCUCUCAGGAUGAACGUUUAAGUACUAGUUCUAUAUCUUUUGGUCAACUAGAAGAGGGAAAACGAGAAGGAUCUGUACGCGAUUUUGCUACUAGUACGCAGGAGGCGCAGACCCGAGCUAACAAACAGGAUGAUUUUUCAGAAGACUCACAGUAUAAUUUUACUGCUAAAUUGUUUUCAACUAAAACUGAUUCAAAAGAUCAAGCUAUUGGCAUUGCACCAACUGAAUGCGUAGAAAAUCGAGCUUCCACAUCAUCUGAUAGAAAUGGUGAUAUAAAAAUUUCCAAUAACUGUAGUGAUAAUCAAGGUGAAGCUUUUGACAAGUACGCAUCAGAAGGGGCAAAAGAUCAACAUAUUUCUAGUUGCAUUGAGGUUGAAAAGACCAUUUCGCAAACUACAGUGUUUCUUCAGUCUUUGGAUAGAGGUGAAACAAGACACAUAGAUCACUCUGUGUAUCUGGAGACGUCUGCACAUCGCUUCGAUAUGUCAUCGGUAUCUCAGCGGUACGGAGAGAUAGAGCUCGACACUGGAAAAACUAAGAGGAGAAAGGCAUUCCUUGAUGAGGGUUUAAAUACGAAAGAAAAGGUAAUUAAUGAAAGGACGGAAGUGAAGAAAAAAGAAGAAGGAAAAGUUGAGCAAAAAGAAGAAGGAAAAGUUGAGCAAAAAGAAGAAGGACAAGAAGAUCUUGACAAAGCGAAUCACACUACGUCUGCAAUUGCGAUUGAAACCAAUGAUUUUUGUAACGACGAGAAGUUGAAAAAACCUUCAAAAGCGAAAAACAGAGCAAAUCAGAGUCGACGUAGAAAGAAGAGACGUAUAGAGAGAAAGACUCCGUAUGUUGAUUAG